UCCGUGUUUGACAUUCCGUUUGUGUGCGUGUGUGUCAACGUUGGUUGUCAGGCUUGCUCCGAACGUAUAUUUUCGCUAAUUUCCGUACAUUUUCGCUUUGAAUCGUACAAAUAUUUAUUACAGAGUGACCGACUGCAAUUAUGAAUCAUUAGAGCUUUGCACGAUAAAAGAAUGUUAUGCAGUUGUGUUACUUGUUUAAAAAAUAUGUUUAAAAAAGAGUCUUGUCCUCUCUUGAAAAUCACUUGAUUUUUCCAUAUUUUUCGUCAUUUUUCGUCAAUAAAUAACUAGAAUCAUGAAUUGCGUGUUUUCAUUAGUGAAAAUUGUAUAGACUGUAUAAAUUAGUUAGCAAAAAUAAAUGGCUUAACUUAAUUUUAUCGAUUCUAUUUUCAAGUGUCGAGUAUAUUUACUUAUCUCGCGCCAGGGAUUAUAAAAAGUGAUGUUAAUAUUUCAUAUUAGAAGCCAGUAACGUUUUGUUGAUAUAGGUUUAAGUAGCAUUGAAUCAAAAAUUCUCUCCAUCUCAAAAUGCCAAGUACAUAUUUGUACGCAAUCAACAAUGAAGGACGAGUCUUUGGUUUGUCCACAAGUGGGAACAUGUGGAGAGAAUUUAUGUACCUGGGCCUAGAGUUUAAACAAUUAUCAGCAGUUCCACAUUUUAUGUGGGCUAUCGGGGGAGAUCGACAAGUUUACGUUCAUGUCCAUGGAUUAGAUUUUCCCAUAAGAAUCAAGGAAGAAACAUACGAAAAUGAGCGCUGGUUGCCUUUGGAAGGUUUUAGCAGCCGAUUAUUGCCUACGGAUCGGUUUAAUUUUUCAAACCAGGAUGGAACGGUUGAUCGUAGUCGGGAUAAAGUCAAACUUCCUUCCAUGGCUUGGCAGUGGGAAGGAGAUUGGCAUAUUGAAACAACUUUGGAUGGCCAGCCUUUGGAUCACGAUGGUUGGACCUACGCAAUUGAUUUCCCAGCCGUUUAUAGUACGAAGAAAAAUUGGAAGUCUUGUGUAAGAAGGCGAAAAUGGGUUCGAUAUCGAAGAUACAGCGCCAUGAACUCUUGGUGUGCUAUUGCGCCUCUUCACAAAGAUGCUACGAAGGAACCUUUCAUAGAUGUUGCGAUCGGUGGAAAUCAGAUUCCAGGAGGAAAUUCUGGAGAAUUGGUCGUUUGGGCAGUAACAGCCCAUGGAAGGAUAAUGUUUAGAGUUGGAGUGAGUACAACAUCGCCAGAAGGUUUAAGAUGGAGUGCGAUUAAAUUGCAAUCUGGUAACGAAGUGUGCCAAGUCAGUGUCGGUAUUUCUGGAUUAGUUUGGGCAAUUUUGCAUAAUGGCAAGGCCAUUGUUCGCACCGGCAUUACGCGAGAAAAUCCAAUGGGAGAUGAAUGGGCGGAAGUGGAGCCACCACAGAAUGAUCGUCUGAUUCAAAUAAGUGUUGGAUUAGAUGCUGUAUGGGCUGUAAGUCAAAAUGGAAAUGUCUGGUUCCGAAAAGGAAUAAAAGGCGAGAUGAGCGGAAUUUGCGAACAACUCGCAACUGGAACCGGUUGGGUUGAAAUGGCAAAUAAAAUGGCUUUGGUAUCCGUUGCUCCGAAUGAUCAGGUCUGGGCGAUUGGAGCUGAAGAUCGUUGUUUGUAUUAUCGCAGUGGAAUUACACGUUCGGAAUUAACAGGAAAAAAAUGGAAAAUGCUUAAUGUGCCUCUUCAAUUGAGCAGAGCGAGUAGUAAUGCGAGUCUUACUUCGAGUAAUAGGCACAGUAUGUGUGGCACUCCUCAGCAACAGAGGCAUCCAAGUUUUGGUUCUUUGCAAAAUCGUCCUUUGAGUACGAGCGACACUUCCGCAUUAAUGAGAGACUGGGAAGAACAAUCAAGAUCCGCUCCGAAUGCUUCAUCUUUGAAAAUGUGGCAAAAAUCGAACAAUGUCAAUCCCACAAAUUUAGAAUUAAAGCAAUCUUCUUUUCAAGAAAUGUACCGAAAUGAAGAGAGCAAACGGUCUGCAGGUUCGAUAGACGCGAAGGAUUUAACGCAAGCGAGUGUAGCAAAUAUUGCAAUAUCGAACGAGUCUUUGGCUAAAGGCGGCGAGUCAAUUGUCGUUUCCGGAAAAGGAAUGGGCAGUACUAUCAAGGUGAAUCCAGCAGCCUGGAGUCCUGUACAUUCUGUCGGAUCAAUGGUGGGUGUCGAAGCUCAUCCCGAAACAGAUGGAAGUAUUUUCGAUCCGGAUUUAACCGGAGAUUCGGGAGUUUAUGGAGAGGAUGAAAGUACAGCUGCAAUGUACUGGGCAGAAUGCGAUGUCCUCUGGUAUAAAGUAGAAGCUGGCGCUUGUUCCAUUGAUAUCAGCAAUCCCCCUAAAUGGAUUGGUGAUGGGAAUGGCAAUGCACAUGGAGAAACCGCAGAACCCUGGAGAAUUUACAUUUUAAAGGAAUUGAAAAGUAGACUAAAUGACAUCGACUUUGAUUCUGCUCAGUAUGAAAAGGCCGUUGAAAAAUCUUCCUGGGUCAAGAAUGGAGAAGCAAAAUGUAGAUUAAAAAAUGGAGCUUCCUACGAUGAUUGUGUGAUUGAAUUAGAAUGGAUUAGCAGUGAUAGCGGAUCUCUAGAUUUCGGAACAUUAACUGUUUUGAAUCCAGACGGCGCAACAACAGUUGUUCAGUUUUCCAUGUCUGAAAUCGUUUGUGUAACCUGCUGUAGUGAACCCGGAUGUCCUCGAAUUGCCAUUCACACUCCUCGUUUGAAUUCCUCAAAGGUUCUUAGAUUACAGUUCGCUAGUGAUACCGAAAUGGAAGAUUGGAUGGCGCACCUUACUUCAGUCUCUUGUCAGAUGAAUAACGUAUACGGAAGCCCUGGCCCUAAUUCGAUAUGGACAACAACUGCUUUAGGCGACGUAUUCGUUUACGAUCCUGCUAUCGCUGAGGCAAAUCAACUCGAGGAAGGAUUAUUCGUACAAGAAUUAGAUGCAACCGGGAAGAAUCUUCCAUAUGAAAGUAUUCUUCAGAAUGGCUUUGGACCUGGAAGUACUUUAGAAAUAUCCGUUUGCGUUCACGACGAUGCCGAUCGAUUGACGUUUAAUCUCGUUUGCUAUUCGUCGAUAAAUUCCAAACACAAGCAUUCAACAGAGACGAAUGAUUUGGCAUUUCAUUUCAAUCCACGGCUCAGGGAAAAUGUUGUCGUGAGAAAUACGUAUCAGAAUGGCCAAUGGGGUGACGAGGAAAGAGGAGGCGGAAGUCCUUUAAGAUCAGGCUCUGAUUUUACUUUAAAAAUAAUUUGCGAACAGCGUGGUUACCGAGUUGUGAUCAACGAUAAUCCAUUCACUUUUUUUAGCCACAGAGUAACUCCUCAGAAUAUUACGCAUUUGCGAUUAAAGGGGCAAAUGACUUUGUACAGUGUCUUGUAUAAAUCUACGGCGGUGAGAUUUAUUCUAAAUUUGUUUUCCGAAUCCCGCCCACUGGGUGUUUCAUGGGAACAUAUACCAAGUGAUCAAGCUCUAAUCGGCAUUUCCUGUGGACCCCAUGGUCAAGUUUGGGCUGUUGCGAAGAACGGCUCUUGUUACUGGAGAUUUGGCAUAAACAGUUCUAAACCUACAGGCGACGCAUGGCAAAAUGUAGAACCACCCGCAGGUGCGCAUAUAAAACAGAUUUCUGUUGGAUCAAAUGCCGUCUGGGCUUUGGACACCAACGGCAGGUUAUCAGUUCGUCGGGAAAUCCAAGCGAAAGUUUUUCCAGAGGGCACGCACUGGCAAACUUUACCUGCCAUGCCAAACGAUCCAAUUCAUAUCGAUUUAUCAGUCCUGAAUGCCAAACAAGGAUUUCGUUACGUCUCCGUUUCCAAAGAACCAGGACAAGUUUGGGCAAUUUCAGGGGCAGGAAUAGUCUGUCGAAGGAUUGGAAUCAACGAAGAAAACCCGGCUGGUACUGGAUGGUCGACUGGUAUAGGGGCAAAUUGGCAGCACAUAAGCGUUGGAGGCCUUAGUCACAAAUUGAAAUAGGUAUCUUUCGGAUCUUUUUUUUCUGCUUAAAUGUGUCAAAAUACUCUCAGCCACAUUAUUAUAUGAAAAUUGCAUAAAAUAUGGACAAGGGCUUGCCUUUGCAGAGAUUGUAUACAGAAUGUAAAUAGCAUUUCAAGAAAUUUUCAAAAAAAUAUUACCGAUACGAAAAAUGUAUUAUGUAUUGCAUAAUGUUUGUCCGCUUCGCCGAUAACUGCGAUAUUCUAGUCAGUGUCUUAUUCUGUAGAAAGAAGUUUGCUCAUGAAUUUCAAAAACAAAAUUUCUAAAGACAUAGUUCUGCUUUAUGAUUGAAUAUUGUGUUUUUUUUAACCUUUGGAGCUUAUGUAUUUGGAUUAAAUAUUUUAUUUGCAGGAAUUGCAUAUUCUUUCUACUGAUUCGUGUUGAAGUAAAAAAGACUGCGUUUAUUUUUAUGACUGUCGAGAACAGCAGAUUCUGUUUCAGUAUUUAUUUUAUACUUAUAUUUUUAAGAAUUACAUUUACGAAACGGUUUCAUUCCAACUUAUCUGUGUAAAAAAUGGCUGAUAAAGUGAGAAAGUAGGUACAAAAUGUAUUCUUCUUAUAUAUUACCUUAGAAAAUAGUUUAACAUUUUACAGAAUACUUGUUCUCGUUAUAAUUACAAUUUGUAGCAAAUAUUAAUUUAAGA
Messenger RNA from Belonocnema kinseyi, 4616 nucleotides. RefSeq names its product tectonin beta-propeller repeat-containing protein (gene Pex23). NCBI's taxonomy places the organism in Eukaryota, Metazoa, Arthropoda, Insecta, Hymenoptera, Cynipidae. The record is from RefSeq and is a predicted model, not a curated record. Gene Ontology annotation, cellular component: membrane. The transcript is spliced from 22 exons. Bases 523 to 3954 code for a protein of 1143 amino acids. Gene Ontology annotation, molecular function: carbohydrate binding.